Molecule: messenger RNA, 1452 nt
Organism: Nymphalis io (European peacock)
Lineage: Eukaryota; Metazoa; Arthropoda; Insecta; Lepidoptera; Nymphalidae
Exons: 8
Coding region: 354-1355 (333 amino acids)
Source: RefSeq, a predicted model, not a curated record
AAUGGCUGUUUCAUAGACAAAAUUGGUUCUGGCCAUUUUUGAAAAAUAUUAUUAUUAACAGUACGUAAUAUUUUGUUAUUGAAUGCUAAUUUUAACGUUACUGAAUAAAUAUUUACUUAGUGUUGACAAAGUUAUUACCUAGGAGAUUAAUCCUUGAACAGAUAAAACAUGGAGGCUAGAUAAAAGUCGUCAUUGAUAAAACCAAUAAUGACAAUAAUAUUGUUACACAUUACAAUUAUAAAAGUUUGUCGUUGAAUGUCAAAUUAUUAUAUUUAUGUGUUUUACUAUAAAAUUGUAUUUUUUUUAAAAGUACAUGUAAUUUAUCAAAAAUAUUUUUUUUGUGUUAUCAUAAUAUGACUACUACGUCCAUUAAAGCUUCGUCAAAUAUUGGAAAAUUUAAAUUAUCACGAAGAGGAAAGAAACUGCAGCUGUCUGAUGAUCAAAGAACUUUGGUUGCAUUACCAAAAGAUGUCGCUGAACGAACAUGGGCGGAAAUUCUUCAAAAGGAAGAAAAUGACCUGAUGAUCUUCGACAUACGCGAGGAAAUAAUCGAAGACGCUUUAAGGAUCUGCUACAAGAAGUACAUGGCGAAACAGAAUGUAUUAUUUACUGCAUAUUGUGCAUCGGAGGCAUGGUUAAAAUUAAUAAACUGGUAUUUCUUCCCUCACGAUCCGGGUGAAGACCCGAGCGCCCAUCCACGUUGUCACAUCCCUAAACGUAAAGAGUCCUGGCAACCAGACGACCUCCCGGAUCCAUCACCCAAGGAUACAUGGUGUAGACAAGAGUUAGAUAUCCAUGAAGAGAUACAAGAUGAAAUAUUGAGGAAAUGGCCGAGCUCCUCUUCCAUAGACAUGCCGAUUAUUGAAGACAUACCAAAGGAAUACUGGUUUCCCGGUAAAGUUAAUCUUCCAAACGAUCAAACUGAAAUGUCAAAUGAUACUUCAAAAACGAUUACUUAUGAAACAGAGUCUACUAGUUCAGCUGGUAACAUCGGCACUGAGAGUGAAGUACUGGAGAAGAUCACAGAUUAUAAUAAUGGAGAGUUAUCGGUUAAGGAAUCAAUGUUGUGUGAUCUAAAAACUACAACUCCAGUGAACGGAUCAUUCCAAGGCGCCGGUGAUUCGACUGUUGAUAAACUACGACCGAAACGGAGACUCACCGAGAAGAGCAAGUUGUUCAGUCGAGCAAGUAUGCUUGGAAGAUCGAAAGCGACCCUACCACCGUUGGAUGGCUCCAGGUCCAGGCUUAGCAUUAUCUCCGACUGUCGUCUUAGAAAUUUGAGAUUGGACACGCAAUACGAGAUUACAUCUGAAAAAGUUGACACGCCACCCGGUGAGGUGGUGAGGCGGAAAUAAUAUCGUCUUGAUAACUUUUCGGUAAUUUUCUUCUUGUUCUCAUUAAUAUUUAGAAUGUUCUGACGAUAAUAAUAUGUAAAUAAAAUUUUGUAUUUCA